AUGGCAGGUCUCGAUGCUUGGGAGACUUUCGGCGUCAGAAAACUCCUUGUGCUCCGCUAUAGCAGCAAUUCCGCUCAAUUCCUGGCCAUUUCCUCAGAGGUUUCUAGCCCGCGCAAGAAACGGUCAAACGUAAACGCCGCAGAAGCCACGGCAGGUUGUAUCGGAGCCGGAAUUGCAAUUAGAAAUCACGCGCCUCGAGAUGAAGUUAUUCGAGGCAGUGGUGUUCGCGUUCAGUCAACGACAUUCAAUCGUUGGACGUUGAAGUGCAUCGAAGCAGGCGAUUCCCAGGGUCGGUCAGUGCUAUGUAAUCGAGAACUCCCGGCGAAGCGUCUGUCUGAUUUUGGUUCGAUGCACGUCGUUGUCGCCGUCGUGGAGAGGCUUUUGCCACCUAUAUGUUGUGUGAGCAGCCGUCGGCGAUGCGUAUGCCCAAGGCAGCAGGAGGUCCGCGUUGCUGUCAGAAAAAUGAAGAAGUCUUCGAUCGACAGGGAGGAAGAAGGUGCUGACAAAGGAACGAAGCGUUGGACUUUGGUAAAGAGGGAUAGUGCAUUUACGUCAGCUGCGUUUUAUGACUCACGAUAG
Messenger RNA from Mollisia scopiformis, 579 nucleotides. RefSeq lists its product as uncharacterized. The record is from RefSeq and is a predicted model, not a curated record. The coding region runs from base 1 to 579 and encodes 192 amino acids. Lineage: Eukaryota; Fungi; Ascomycota; Leotiomycetes; Helotiales; Mollisiaceae. The transcript has 3 exons.